GGUUAUUACAAGGCUUCUUUCUCUUGUCUUAUUGUAAAAAAUGAAUGUGGAUUUGUGUCGUUAUAAAAGGGAAGAUAAAAUCAGUUCGAAACUUUUAUUCAAUCUAUGUGAUGGUACCAUAACCGAAUUAUGUUCAUCUACGUCUGACAUUCGAUUUUGCAAGCGGCCAUGUUCCGACAAGGUCCUGCUAUUGCCGUGCAACAUUUGUACCGCCGAAACCACACCGGUUCAAAAGAAAAUGGAUUGCGGGAGCUUAUUCGCCAAAUAUGUCCUGUGCCUCUUUAACCUGAUAAUAUUCAUAUUAGGCGCUGUGGUGCUAGCAACGGGGGUAUGGCUCUACGCGGACAAAUCCUCUCUACUUUCGUUCACCAGACUUGUCCACGAAUUUCCAAAGAACAGGACACGCUUAGAAAACUAUUUCAAUCUAUUUAACGAGCCACAAACAACGAAGGUGUUUUAUUUUCAGACGUCAACCGCCAGUAUUUUUCCUUCCACUACGAAGCUUUAUUUUGAAAAGAAAUCGGUUGAAGGAGUAACUACAAAACCGAAAAUUACUACGUCAAUCGGUCUUCGCGAUCCCGUCCCAGAGAAUAGUGAUAUUUCUUCUCUGAUGCCUACUUAUUCCUCUAAACUAGUAACACCGGAGACAACUAUUUCUAAGAUUUUUUCGAAAAUGACAGAAGUUUCUACUGCGACGCCGGCCUAUUCUGUCACACCAUUAGUGCCAAAGACUCUGACUAUCGGUCUUGAAGAUUAUACACACAUUCCCACUACGGCACGUUCUAUUUUAGAAAUACUACCGAAUAAUUCAACCUUACAUGACCCAUUUUCGCGCACAUCCUACGGUUAUUCCGCAUUAUCAUUAGUGCCUGAGAACAAUGUUUCUACGAUUUUAAUGAAAAUUUCAACAACAAUCGUCCCCGAGAAAAUCAGUCAUGUUUCUACUUCUAUACCUACUUAUUCCCAUAAACCAUUAACACCGGAGGAAAACGUUACGUCAAUUUCUACGACUAUUCUUCUUGAUAAUAUCAGCCUUCUUUCUACUGUGACGCCGGCUCAUUAUGAAAUACCAUUAGUACCAGAAGUAACAAGCAUUUCUCACAUUUUCACGAAUAUAACAGCGACAACCGUUCAUGACAAUAUCAGUGAACUUCCUACUGUGACACUGGCUUAUUCUGAAAUACCAUUAGUACCAGAGACAAACAUUUCUACCACUUUCACCAACGUAACAGCGAAAAUCGUUCAUGACAAUAUCAGUCACCUACCGACUAUGACGCCGUCUUAUUCGGAAAUACCGUUAGUACCAGAGGCAAACAUUUAUACCUCUUUCACUAACGUAACAGCGACAAUUAUUCAUGACAAUUUCAGUGACCUUUCUACAACCACGCCAGCUUACCCCGAAAUACCAUUAUUACCAGAGACCAACCUUUCUACCAUUUUGAAGAAUAUGACAACAACAAUCGUUUUUGACAAUAUCAGUCACCUAUCUACUAUGACGCCGUCUUAUUUUGAGUCACCAUUAGUACCACAGACAAACAUUUCUACCACUUUCACCAACGUAACAGCGACAAUCGUUCAUGACAAUAUCAGUCACCUAUCGACUAUGACACCGUCUUAUUCGGAAUUACCAUUAGUACCAGAGACCAACCUUUCUACCAUUUUGAAGAAUAUGACAACAACAAUCGUUUUUGACAAUAUCAGUCACCUAUCUACUAUGACGCCGUCUUAUUUUGAGUCACCAUUAGUACCACAGACCAACCUUUCUACCAUUUUGAAGAAUAUGACAACAACAAUCGUUCAAGGUAAUAUCAGUCACCUUUCUGCUGUAACGCCUACUUAUCCUGAGUUACCAUUGGUACCAGAGCCAAGCUUUUCUAACAGUUUCACGAACGUAACAGCGACAAUCGAUCAUGGCAAUAUAAGCCGUCUUUCUACUGUGACACUGGCUUAUUCUGAAAUACCAGUAGUAGCGGAGGCUACAACGACAGUCAAUUUUAAUAUCAGUCAUUUUUCUCCUUCAACGCAUACUUAUUCCUUUAAACCAUUAGUAGAAAAGACCAACGUUACUACGAUUUCCAUGAAAAUGAACACGACAAUCGUUCAUGACAAUAUCAGUCAUCUUUCUACUUCGACAUCGACUUAUUCCGAAAUAACUUUAGGACCACAGAACACCACAAAUGUUCAUGUCAAUUUCAGUACGAACGCUUCAUCAGAAACGCAAUCUGUACCAGAGACGACCACAGUGGUUCAUUUUCCUUCCUCGACGCGCUCUUUUUCCAAAACGGAACCAGUACCUCAGACCACGAAAUUCGUUCAAGAUAAAUUUACUCGUCGUUUGUCUUCUACAAAGAUUUACCGAAAACCAGCACCAACCAAGCUCUUUCGUUUUGCUCAGUUAGCGGCAUUUUCCCCUAAAUGGUGGAGGAAAAGUACAACUCGUUUUUCUCCUAAGACGGUUUCCACGACGAAGGCGACAACUACCAGUCAUAAAAUGUCUGAAAAGUUUCUGCAGAUAGACGGACAAUUCAAUUACGUACGUUACCCUGACAACUCUAUGGCUGAUUUAGAGAAACAUUUUACCCACCAGAGCAUGACGACCGUGCAAGAUUAUUUAAUUAAAAUGUUCGCUAACACUAAUUCUCAAGAGCAUGACGACAAAAAGUUGGAGCAUACGUUCGUUUUAGCAUACAUAGCAUACAUCCUAAUUAUUGCUGGAGCAAUCAUCUUCUUCAUUGGUAUUAUCGGUUACUGUGCUGCUUUGAGAGAAUCAAGAUGUCUUCUUGGAUUUUAUGGAGUGCUUAUAUUAAUAGUCCUAAUCCUUGAGAUUACAGCAGCUGGUUUGUCCUACGUUUAUAAAGACAGGGUGGAAGAAGAGAUACAGGACUUCAUGAUGAAAACAAUAAAAGAUUACGAUCCCGAUAUGAACCACACUGUUGCAGGAGAUGUGUCAAGAGCCUGGGAUGUACUAAUGCUAGAUAUGGAAUGCUGCGGAGUGACUAAUUACACAGACUUUCAAUUAUCGGAGAAGUUUAAGAAUUCAGGAUUGAAAGUUCCGAGAUCCUGCUGCAAAACAGCCAAUGUAUCGAAUAAAGCCGAUCUGAAGUGCAUGCAUAAUCCAGAUGUAACAAAUGCUAACAUUGUGAAGGGUUGUUAUGAUGCAGUCAUUGAUGAGCUGAAAUUGAACUAUACUGCCGUCAUUUAUAUUGUUAUUGCAAUUGUUCUCAUCCAGUUCCUUCUGACUUUGCUCUCCUUCUGCCUUUGCAAUACCAUAGACCCUUAUGACAAAUAGCAGACACCUUCAGCCCCAUCUUCGUGCCCACCCUCCAGGCCAAGGCGGAGGGAUCACCGAUGUGAUAUCUCUUGGGGACCAGACAUGCCCGCCUAUCGCUACACAUACUGAUAUCAGGAUGAUGAUAAAUACUACUGACUUAUGUCAUGUCAAAUAUAAAUGUGACAAAACUGCUAUGAUAAAACAAAAAAAAAAACAGUGUGUUUAAAUGUGUACAGUUCGACUUUUUUAUAUAUAUUUUUUUGACUUCAAAAGAAAAUUCAUGGAUAUUUUGUUUUUUAUUAAUACAUUGAACGUGUAAAUUGUUUAAAAAUAAUUAUUAACAAUAGUAAUAAAAGGUAGUCUUCCUUGUUCUUUUUUCUUUUCACAUUGUUUAAUAAUAGCCUUUUAGGACCAAAUCAAGUGAAUUUUAUCUUUUUAAAAAAAUAUUAACAAUAGCAUUAACUUAGGAAGUAAUAUUUAAAAUAAAUAUUUAUAACACUGCCCUGAUCCUUUUGCAUUUGACUAUUUUAAAAUGGUUAAAAGAGGUUAUGAAGAAAAAAGUUUAGUCAAUAAAAAAAUCUGCUCAACUAUUAGUUUUCUAAAUAACAAUAGCUAAAUUAAACUAUAAAAAGUUGUUAAAUUAAAAACAUUCAAAUACGCAACCGAUAUGAUUGUUAGAAGGUAUCAAUUUUGAUGUUAUUAUGCAAAAAAAAAAAAGAUAGACUAAUUAGAGCAAAUUUAAUCAUAUAAUAAAAACCAUCAACAUGUAACCUUGCUUAACCCUAGAAUGAAUUCAGUAUAAAUUAUGUAAAAUACUAGAAUGCCAGGUAUGUCAUAGCAUAUUUAUAAAGUUGCAUUUUAUCAACUGCAUUAUAUUGACAUGUGGAAUUUAAUUAUAGAAAAAGGAAGACAUUGAUGUUUUAUUGACAUUUCAAUUUUAUAUUUACUAACAUGUUUAGAACUUCUUAAUAAUCGUUACAUAAAAAUAUAUUAGGGCCGAGUUGUAUGCCCACAGAAUGAAUGUUUUUCCAAAAAUUUGAAAUAAACCUAAAAUCUUUUGUAUAUGUGUAGCUGGACAAAGGUGUAUUAAAAAUUUUCAAAUGUGUGAGGCAUUAGUCUAAACGUUUGUAUAUAUCCAAAGUUUUUAACAAAGAAAUUAUUUUUUAGGUAUGUCGACACAUCACCCAUUUGUAACUUGG
Cimex lectularius (bed bug) is the source of this 4470-nucleotide messenger RNA. RefSeq names its product mucin-3A-like. Bases 41 to 3289 code for a protein of 1082 amino acids. NCBI's taxonomy places the organism in Eukaryota, Metazoa, Arthropoda, Insecta, Hemiptera, Cimicidae. The record is from RefSeq and is a predicted model, not a curated record. The transcript has 35 exons. Gene Ontology annotation, cellular component: membrane.